Messenger RNA from Symbiodinium pilosum, 2562 nucleotides. The record is from the annotation of a GenBank genome assembly. NCBI's taxonomy places the organism in Eukaryota, Dinophyceae, Suessiales, Symbiodiniaceae.
AUGCCGAGCUUCGUGCCAGUGUCGGACCCCGAAAAGGCAAGAUUCGAACAAGAUGAAGAAUCUCUCCGCAAGCACCGGCAGUUUGACACGCCCUUUUCGCUUCUUCCCAAGGAUUUGAACAAUCCCAAAGAGAAGAAGGGCGAUCUGAAUCCGAUUGCUCGACGAUCAGAGGAGUUGUACCAAGACGAGAACAAGCUUUGGAAGAAGAAGCGCGAAGUUUUCGACAAGCAGCAAACCUGGGGCAAAGAGACGGGUGUGUGGUCAAACCCAGAACAAACACGCGAGCAAGACAAACGGAAGUACAAGCCUGGCGAAGUUUUUUGGGGUGCCAAGGGCACUUUUGGUGGGAAGCAGGAGGAUAGCGGUCUUCUUACCUUGCAGCGAGGCGAAGUGGAUCAGUCCCUGGAGCUGAAUGAAAAGGGCCUGUGGGUCCGCAAGAAGAAAAUGGCAACCGAGGAGGGCCCAGGCCUUUCCGACAGUGCCAAGCAGCUCCUGAAGGCGCCGAAGAACGGCGAGGAUCCGCGACUGGAAGCUGCCAAGCCACGUGGCCGGGGUACUGCAGAUGCCUCGGAAAAGGCCUUGGAGGCCCUUCAGGAGAGACGACGCCUGGAGCGCAAAGUCGCUGAUGAGCAAGGUGCUUAUGACUUCUGUCCUGGGGUUGUUUUGCUUCAGAAGGUGAUUUCUCAUUCGCCUGCCUUUGCCAUGAGCAGUGCCCUGAGAGCUGGCCAUGCCGCGACAAGUGGCCCUGGCCCGACAGGGCCUCGUGCCUCCAGCCGUGGCCGCCGCUUGGACAUCCAUAGCACAGCGGCCGCAGUGGGCCGUGCCAUGGUUGGGGCCAAGAGAGAGGAGGCUGCACUGCGGUCCAAAGCCGGCUCCGGUGAUGGCCUGGAAGACCUCUUGAGCGGCAAGGCGCGUUACCCAGAGGCUGUGCCAAGCAGGUUGAAAUUGAAUGGCUACUCAGCGACUCAGAAGACGAAUCAUUCCUUAGAUUUCGAUGAAGAGGCCAAGAAAUUGUGGGCGCGGCUAAACUUGGACCCUUCGGUUCUUUCGAGCGGGCCUUACAAUGCAAUGGAUGCGCUGUGGCAGCAUCCCGAGUCGCGAGCAGUCUUCUAUGUUGGCAACCAGACUGCGGCUUCCAACCUUGGAUUGCUCCACAAGAACGGUGUUACGCAUGUUGUGAACUGCACUGACAACAUGCCCAAUUACCAUGAGAACACUCCGGGCAGCUUCAUUAAGUACUACAGAUUUGACAUCUCGAGUUUCCACCGGCUCGUCAAAUCGGAUGCAGAUGCAGCACGAUUUGUUCAGCCAAUGCUGGACUGGGUUGGUGCCGCACUGGGGAGUGGGAAGAAUGUGAUGGUCCACUGUCUCGCUGGCGCACAUCGCGCUGGGACCACUGGCUGCAUUUGCUUGAUGCACUUUGCGGAGCUCAGCGCCAAAGAAGCAGUUCCAGCUGCAGCUUUGCUCAUUUUGAAGUGGAACUUCUGGCCAAGUUGGAGCGCAGCUGGAGGAGAAAGUCUGAACCUAUUGGUUGCGAAGCUUGCAUUUGUGGGAAAGAGCCAGCGCGGCAAGCUCCAUGCUUCUUUGGCUGUUAGCAUCACAGUUGCGACUGAUAAGCUGGAAAAGGUUGUCAACAGGCUUGGGAUGACCAACAAGGCCAAGAAGCCAGCUGGGAACACGGGGCCCGUGACAACGCUGAACAACAGCUCCCAGCAGUGUCGGCCAAGCAAGCGCCAUGCGGGCAUGAAGCGAUGGCAGGGUGUGCAGCGAACGGAUGAAGAGGCCAGAGAGAUAGUGGAGAAGGCCUUGGGAUCCUGCGCCGUUGGUGGUGCCUCGUCAGCCCCAGUUCGAAUAGAACCUUCAGCAACUCCAGCGAAGAGGAAUAGAAGCCCCUCGCCCGUCGUCGCCCCAAGCAGCCCUUCGGCCUCGGAGGGGGAAGAUGGCAAGUUCGAAGCCGCUUGGAUGGACUCCGGUGACGAGCGGGAGGCUGCCAAGCUCAGCGAGAAGCCCUCAGGUGCAAGCACUUGUGCAUCCAGAGUCACGCAAGCAACCACCCAGUUGUUCAAUUGCUUGGCGAGCACGUCCCUUGCUGGUACAGAUGAGUCGAGUGUUGCUAUCAGCCGCUGCGGCUGCUUCAACUCUUUGAAAGCCUCUACAAAGAACUGCGAGGAGACCCUGCGCGUCGAAAAGGGCGCUGUCCUGACGGAUCUCUUCCAGACCCAGAUUGGUCCGCAAACGCGUCGGUUCUGCAAGCAGCUGUGGUCUCAUUGGCAUAUUGGACGGCAAGUCCACUGGUGGGAGAAUGGCGAACUACACAUGUGUUUGUUGCUGGUGGUUGUGCUUUUUCUUCUGGCUUGCCUAUGGCUUUAUCGUGAUGUAGUACAAGCAGUUGUGAUUGAUCGUGAAGAAGCUGCGGAAGCUGCAGUAGAGGAUGUCAAAGUGGCGCUUCAUGACGUUUCCGACGCCUGUAGGAAACUGGAGGAAGAUCUCAUCCUCGGUCAUGAUGAAACCAAACCCAAAAGCAGCUCUGCUCGGCAUGAUGCCGGCUACGGCUUCUGCUAG